Dovyalis caffra is the source of this 342-nucleotide messenger RNA. Lineage: Eukaryota; Viridiplantae; Streptophyta; Magnoliopsida; Malpighiales; Salicaceae. The record is from the annotation of a GenBank genome assembly.
AUGAAAAUCAGGGAGAGAGGGAGAGAAAGCGAGAGAGUUAGAUUGAUUUCUCAAUUCAAUCGUUUUAUCCCAACAAAAUCGAAACCUGAUAGAGAGCGAGAGACUGGGUUAAGGUUCAUGAUUAAGGGUGGUGGUUUCAGCCGCGAUUGUGGCAGUGUUGGUUAUCGAGGAGGUGCACGCUCUAAAGGAGGUGAUGGAUACAGCCGUGGUGGAGGUGGUUACGGUGGAGGGGGCGGCGGCCGAUAUGUUGGUGGAGGCUAUGGCAGUGGACGUGACCGUGGUAUGGUGAUGGUGGAUCUAGAUUGUGCAAGGACGGACUGUGCUGUCUUGAUUCCAACGUAA